Molecule: messenger RNA, 798 nt
Organism: Psilocybe cubensis
Lineage: Eukaryota; Fungi; Basidiomycota; Agaricomycetes; Agaricales; Agrocybaceae
Exons: 3
Coding region: 1-798 (265 amino acids)
Molecular function (GO): oxidoreductase activity; flavin adenine dinucleotide binding
Source: RefSeq, a predicted model, not a curated record
AUGGCUUUGAUGGUCGCCAACUUUUCUUCUACUUCAACUGCGCAGCUCGUAGCUAGCAGAUUUCUUCGCUUUCAUGUGAGCGUAUCCGACCAAGGCUGGGGGGGUUAUACGAGUAUAUCCAAUUCAACGUUGCAGAUUUUGUUUGUCAAGCCAAACACCUCAAAUGUCGAGGCAGAAACUGCAUUUGGUUCCUUCAUCGAAUUCACCCGAAAUGCCACCGAUGCCCAAACCCUAAGUAUUUACCAGACUUACCCUGGAUUUUUGGAUUGGUAUCAGGCCAUCUUUGGAUCGAGAACGGGGCAGGUUGGCUCAGCAGUCGAGAUUACUUCACGUUUGCUUCCGCGAGAAAUAGCACUCCGUGACCCGGAUAGAGCUGCGAAACUCAUGUUGUCUAUUGAUGGAGGUUGCACAACAAAUUCUGUCGGAGGUGGUGCUGUUGCAGACGUUGAUCCCUUGUCCACUGGACUGAAUCCGUCUUGGAGGGCCUCAAUUGCAGAAGUGUAUUCUGUUGAAACGUGGCCAGAGGGUUCGUCAGCAGAGACGAUUUUAAAGGCCAGAAACCGAUUAAAAGGUAAGACUGACAUUCUUGACAAAUUUACAACUGACUCGGCAGCAUAUUUAAACGAGGCAUCUCUCCAUGAAAUUGAUUUCAAAAAAUCAUUUUUUGGAAGUCAUUAUGAAAAAUUGAAGGCUGUAAAGGACAUUUAUGACUCCACGUCCCUCUUUACUGUCCCGCUUGGUGUGGGGUCUGAUGACUGGGAUAGUGAAUUAGAGUGCCGCCUCAAUACAAGGCAAUAA